AUGAAAGUGUAAAGGGUGAUUAGGGAUUUCCAGUCAGUGAUCUCACCUUUGAGUGAGACAGUCAACACAUUUGUUCUGACAAUCUUUCUAUGAAGCAGUGCAGUGACAGCUGAAGUUGCUUUCAAGAAGUCAUCUCAAAGGCAGUCUGACAGUAUCCAAUACCUUAACUUUUCUUAGCACAGGAGAUAAAUCACCUUGAAUUUCUCAGUUUUUGAAGUUGGUGACAAUGGCAACUUAUUCUGGAGUUACCUCAGCAAUGUUUUUCGUCUGGGUUAUGACAUUCAUGGCUCAAAAUUACUUUAUAACAGGUUCCAUUCUUUCACCUUGCAGGAUCACAGGCAUAGGAAUUUAUCUUGAGGAGAAAGUGAAUUUCUCAGAAGCACAUAAUGCAUGUAAUCAACUGAAUCUACAAUUGGCAAGUAAAGAACAAGUUGAAACAGCUUUGAAACAUGGCUUUGAAACAUGCAGCUAUGGAUGGGUGGAAGAGGGAUUUGUUGUCAUUCCUCGGAUAACAUCCAACAACAAAUGUGGUAAGGGCAACACUGGACUAGUGCUGUGGCAUGCUGAAACCUUUAAAACAUUUAAGGUUUACUGCUUCAAUUCCUCAGAUGUUCAGAUUAAUUCGUGUAAACCAGAUCCAACUACAACAAUGCUACCUUCUUCAAGCACACCAACGGACUUAACUGCAUAUUCAGGCUCUGAUUCGACUGAGAACAUCACAGCAGUGCCCAAUGUGACCGAGUCAGAACAAUCCCUGAAAAAUAUAAAAUUUCGUGUAAUAUGUGUAACUGAAACUAUAUUACCAACAGAGGCGACUACAAAAACACCAGAGGAAUACUCACCAACUGACUCUCCUAACUAUAUUUCCCAUUCUGCCUUUAAGAAUGAUGCCAUUGUCUUUGGAGGUAUCCCCACUGCACUUCUUGUACUGGCUGUCAUCUUCUUCAUUAUUUCAGUUGUUCUAGCAGUCUGCUACGUCAAAAAGUACAAAAAAAACUUCCCAUUUUCAAAAAAGAAUCAGCAAAAAGAAAUGGUUGAAACUACUGCUCUCAAAGAGGCUAAGUCAAAUGACAAAACACCUGAGAAGGAAACAAAGAAUAAUGGAAAAACAGCAGAAGAGUCUAAAACCAAGCCUGAGGCCACCGUAAAAUGUCUCGAAGCAGAAGUUUGAGGGGAAGAAUAUACACUUCUUGAUAGGAAUAUAAAACAAAGCACACAGAACUUAGCAAUGCUUUUAAACAUGGGUGAUUGUAAACACUUAUGAAUGAAUGUUUUCUCUAUUGUUUUUUUAAUAAUGACAUCUUUAGCUAUAAAUGCCCUUGCAGAAGAACAUGGUAUCUUACUUACUUGAAAUGAAUAAAGAAUCCAUAUUACAGCUCAUUUUUCAUCUUUAAUAAAAAAGUAAUUAGGAAUAUGCUAUUAACAACACGCAAUGUGUUAACUGUUUGCACGGAAUUCAGACCAAUAUAUAAUGAAAAGCGGUUUUUUAUCUGACUUAAAGUCUAAAAUAAAAUUAUUAUACUGUAGUUCCUCCUCAUGUACAUUAGCUUAUUUCCAUUAAGUAGUUGCAUGAUGUUUUAAAAAGUCUGUUUACAAACAGAAGAAACAAGUCUGUUUACAAGUGAGUAAAAAAUUAAAAGAUCAACCCACUGUCAUUCACAUACCCAAGGAAGGGUACAAAGAUGCUGAUGUUUAUAUAUAUACAGCAAUGAACAACUUUCUUAGACAUCUUCAUCAUAUCAUAAUUUACUGUUUUAUUUAUUAAAACCUGUAUCAUUCUUCUGCAUCAGAUAUUUGACAGGGGAAAGAAGAAAAAAAACCCUUGAACUCAAGAGUUAUAUUUAAGAUCUUAUGUUUAUAUUUAAGUGUGGAUCUCAUGUGGUAUGGGACUUUUACAGUAAUUCAUAAAAAAAAAUAAAGUAUGGUAGAUA
Molecule: messenger RNA, 1931 nt
Organism: Phalacrocorax carbo (great cormorant)
Lineage: Eukaryota; Metazoa; Chordata; Aves; Suliformes; Phalacrocoracidae
Source: RefSeq, a predicted model, not a curated record